Molecule: messenger RNA, 2912 nt
Organism: Bursaphelenchus xylophilus (pine wood nematode)
Lineage: Eukaryota; Metazoa; Nematoda; Chromadorea; Rhabditida; Aphelenchoididae
Source: the annotation of a GenBank genome assembly
AUGGAAUCGACUCAGGAAAGAGUCAGAACCUCCGUGGAUCAGUUGGUCGAUGAGCUGGACAAGAAAUACCUUCGCGAUAUUCAGAGGAAGAUGUUUUUAUGUUCGUCGAAGUGUUGUGAGAACAAGAACGUAUCAAGAGAUCGGUUGGACACCUGCAUUGAGAAAUGUAAUAGAGGAACGGAGAAGGCUCAAGAUGCCAUUGAUAAAGAACUAGGAUUAUUACAGCAGAACUUGACCGCGUGCCUGCCUUCUUGCCACGAUAGAGUCGUGCAGAAACUAGGACUAGACUUGGAGAAGGUGGAUGAACGGCAGUUAAAGCAAUUUAAGCAGCAUUUAUAUGAUUGUGUAGAUAAGUGUUCCAAUGAACAACUCAAGACUUUACCUCAGAUACGUGAUAGGAUUCUAAAGUCCCUGUCUAAAUAAAACCUGCCUCAAUUUCUUUAUAUGGGUAUUAUAUGUUUUGUUUUUGUUGACCAACUUUAUAUGUUACACUUCAUAAACACAUUACUUAUGCUUUUGAUUUGACUUGUUCAUGUUAAGACAUUUGAAUAUCUUUGAUUUUUUGCGACUUCAAUUAGUAUUAUUUUUGAUUUAAAUUUUAGGUAUUUUGAUGUCAAUCAGAGAAACGAAUCCUUCGACUCUAUGAAUCUACUGUCGCUAAUAUUAUUUUCAUGGAUUUCUCCUUUAACUGGCGGAGUUUCAUUAACAAUUGGAGAUGACCAUGUGCCUGAUCCACAGUUAGGCCGAAUAUGUGCGUAUGGUGACGUAAACAAAGACAGAUACACUGAUUUAAUCGUCCAGAAGUCAGAAAAACUUGUGUUCUUGUUACAGUCCGAGGAAGGAAAAUUUAAAUCAAGUCAGAGGCAUGGACCCAUUGAUCUCAAUGUCAAGAAAGAUGUGUUUUGCGCUACGGGGGAUUUCAACGGGGAUGCCGCUUUGGAUGUUAUGGUUAUAACUGUGAGUUUAAGUAGUUUGAUAACCGGAGAAAAGGACCCAGUUUGAAAAAUAGUGUAAAAUAUUUGAUGAUGUUGUCAUACGUCAAUGUAAGAGUAAAAAGGUAAAUUUAGGUGUAUAUUGUAUCCAAAAGGCCUGAUAUAAGAACUUUAGGAGAGAGGCGAUAUUUACAUGUAUGCUUUAAUGUAAGUGUAAUCUUUGGAAAGAGUUAAAUUCUGAUGUAAGCCUGUUAGAAGUGAAGUCUUCAAAACUAUUUAUAAAAAUUUGGUCAGGGAUUCUCAGGGAUUGGGUCUUUUUCUCUGGAAGCGUAGUAGUUAUGUUUAACUUCAUUUUUAUUUAGCCAAAUGGAGACGGGGAGGAUUUUGAUGUUGUUGUUUACCUAAACCGUGAAGGGUCAUUCCAAAUGUUGCCCAAUCCUAUCACUCAGAAGUUUGUUGAGCCACCUGCUGUUAUGGAUGUAAAUGGGGAUGGAAUAUCUGAUAUAUUGGGGAUGGUCAAGAAGUCUGGUGAUGUCCAUUACUCUUUACAUUGUUUGUCGGGAAGUCGUUCUGCAACUUUCGAAGAGUGCCAGAAUAAAUUCCGCGGCGGAGAUUUCUCUCCGGGACCGUAUCCAUAUUUCCCUCAUAUCUUCGUUGAUUUGGACGGAGAUCUCAGUGCCGAAAUUGUUUUUGGAAUGAAGAAUUCGAAGGUGCCUCUCAAGUUUAUGGUCUUCAAGAGAAUGGGAAGGUAGAUAUAAUUUUGUUUUAUACGAUUUCUUUCCUUAGUUCCCAAUGGAAUGUGAAGAGCGACUUGGUCCCAGAUCUUCCAGACAGCCCAGAACUGCAAGAGUUUGCUGCUCCUCUCAUUGCUGACUUCAAUUCGGAUUCGAAGAUUGAUAUUGUACUUCCCGUGUGUCGCGCAAAGAAUGAUUGUACCCACAUUGAUAAGUUCUUGGUUUGGUUUGAUGGAAUGGUCAAAUGGGAGCAAUUCCAGAUGGAUAUGAAAGAACUGGCGUUUGUCGUCGAACCAAACUCGAAGACUGUCUUCAGAGUUGGGGAAUUCAAAUUGGACGGGUAUCCGGACUUAAUUGCCACUUCUGUUUAUACUAACAACAGGAAGACCGAGACCAGAGCGCCCCUGAUUGUUUCAAAUGAACCAGGAGAUGGAAACUUUUCUAGGUAUGUUGUUACGUCAUGUUUUUUUUAUGUUUUUAGGAAGUUUGAAUUCAAUCUUCAAAAAGAUCUUCACCUUGUACUCCCCGAGGCCAUCGCUGGUGCUAAUAUCUCUGCCAGUUCCUUCUUUGACCUGAAAGAAGAUGGAAAUCUCGACGUUCUUGUGGAAUAUAAGGACAAACAUGUUGGUGGAACGAUGAUUGAUUUUAUCAAAUGUGAUGACAAAGGGGAUACCACCUUCCUCAAGGUCCAAAUCUUUUCCAAUGUUUGUUCGAAUGACUGUCCUGGGACUCCAAGCAGUGAUAGCGGUAAGCUUUGUAAUGGUUUGGGGAUUAUAUUCUUGCAGGGAGCGGCAUUGCAUGGAGUGGGGCUUGUGUGUCUUACUCAAUGGAUACUUCUUAUGGUCGUCCUCAAGUCGCGGUCCAGUGUCAGCUUCCUCAGACUACAUACCGCACUCUUCAUGCUCCCUUUGUGUUAUUUGGACUUGGUCGAUCCCCUAAUUUUGUGGAUAUUGUGACAUUGGGAAGUCCCCGGGAUCCAGAAAGGAAGGAGAAUCAGCAACAUAUCCUCAAACAGAUCGUUCCGAACAGUCGGGUAAUUGUGGUUCCUCCAGAAAGAGACGAAGCUCAUUGGCAGAGUCGUCUAUAUCUGACCCCGAGCACUCUGAUUAUCCAAUCUCUGAUGGUUCAAGUGACCGUAUGUCUGAUUUUGCUCGGUCUUGUUGUUGGUCUCCAUAUGAGAGAACGUCGGCAUGAUCGUCGGGAAAGGCAGUCACAGUCACAUCGCUUCCACUUUGACGCUAUGUAA